AUGGAUGAUGGCUACGGUGCCCUUGUCCAGGCAAGGCCUCUUUCUCCAGGUCAUGACAUUGGUCCAGAUGAGGACAGGAAUGGUGUUCCUGCACAGGGGUUCAUGUGCAGUGGUCGUGAAGGAGAAGACAUUACAGGAAUGGUUAUGCAGAAUGGGAUGUUCAUUGAAUAUUUAGAUGAGACCUCGAGCACUUUAACCGAUAUUACAGAUAUGCCAAAUGAGAGCCUGCAUUCGGUAGACAAAGCUUUGUAUCACGAAGUUAACAGACUGAAGACUUUUGAGGGAAACUGGAGUGACAGUUAUUUUGUGCAGCCAACUGAAUUGGCCCGAAAUGGGUUUUUCUGUGUUGGGUUAGGUGAUAAAGUCAAGUGUGUGUUUUGUUUGAAGACAUUGUGGAAUUGGGAGCCAGGUGAUUCAGUAGAGUUGGAGCAUCAGAAGCAUUAUCCUAACUGCCCAUUUGUUCAAGGAAACUGUAAUCACUUGAAUGUGCCAAUCAACACUUUUGAGACAUCAUUGGGGUUGCACAUGAAGACACAGACGCAGGAAUUAUCACCACCUGUGAACUACUCUGAACGUCUGAAGUCGUAUCAGAACUGGCCAAAAUUUGAUGUACUGAGACCGGAAGCUCUUGCCGAAGCUGGUUUCUCUUACUUAGGUGAGGAAGAUCAAGUCAGAUGUUUCUACUGUAAAAAAGUUCUGUCCAACUGGAAGCUGGGCGAUGAUCCAUGGUGCGAGCACGCAAGGUUUUCACCAGACUGUCUGUAUAUUCAGUCAGUGAAAGGGACAGAAUACAUAGAUAGAGUCUGUAGAAGUCAGCUGAGCCCUGACAGCAGUAGAUUGGUGAAUUCUAUGGCAGGUGAAAUGACAAAUGUGACAGAAAAUGAGGCACUUAUUGUUGUCUCAGAGAGAGAAGAUCCAUUAGAGCAGAGGUCACAGAUGGCUGAAGCAGUACCUAGUGGAUUAGAUCUAACAGCUCAAGUUGAGUAUGACAUGAAGAGCCCAGCUGUGGUUGCAAUGAUGACAUUUGAUAUUUCUAUGGAAAAGAUCAGAGAGAGGUUAAUGCAGAUUAGACUGACAAAAGGGCCUGAUUGCACAGUGACAACCUCUGACUUCACAGAUCUGAUCACCUGA
Molecule: messenger RNA, 1131 nt
Organism: Candidula unifasciata
Lineage: Eukaryota; Metazoa; Mollusca; Gastropoda; Stylommatophora; Geomitridae
Source: the annotation of a GenBank genome assembly